GAGGCGCCGGGCCGGGGACUGACUGCGCAGGCGCAGAGCCCAGAAAGGAACAAAGGCUUUUGGUGCAGCUGCUGGAGGGAGGAAGCAAGCAAGGUUGCAAAGCGAAAGCAAGCCCAGGAGGACGAAAGAAGUUUGGAAUAAAUGCAACCGGCCUGCCCAUGGCAACCAUGGCUGCUGCCCCGCAUCUCAACUCGGACGCUCUCCGCGAAGUCUUGGAGUGCCCGAUUUGUAUGGAGUGCUUCACCGAGGAGCACCUGAGGCCCAAGCUGCUCCACUGCGGGCACACCAUCUGCAAGCAGUGCUCCGAGAAGCUCCUGGCCAACAGCAUCAACGGGAUCCGCUGCCCGUUCUGUAGCAAAGUCACGCGCAUCACCAACCUGGCCCAGCUGAACGACAACUUGACGGUGCUGAAGAUCAUCGACACGGCGGGCCUCGGCGAGACCGUGGGCCUCCUGAUGUGCAAAACCUGCGGACGGCGGCUCCCCAAGCACUUCUGCAAGGGCUGCGGCUUGGUCCUCUGCGAGCCCUGCAAGGAGGCCGACCACACGCAGCAGGGGCACGCCGUGGUGGUCAUCAAAGAGGCAGCCGACGAGCGGAGGAGGGAGUUCGGGGCCAAGCUGGGCCGCUUGCGGGAGCUGAUGGGGGACCUCCAGAAGCGGAAGGCCUCCCUGGAAGGGGUUUCGAAGGACCUACAAGUCCGGUACAAAACGGUCCUGCAGGAAUACGGCAAGGAGGAGCGGAAGGUCCAAGAGGAGCUGGCACGGUCCCGGAAGUUCUUCACCAGCUCCCUCUCGGAGGUGGAGAAGGUCAACGGCCAGAUCAUGGAGGAGCAGGCUUAUCUACUGAACAUCGCCGAGGUGCAGAUCGUGUCUCGUUGCGACUACUUCUUGGCCAAAAUCAAGCAGGGGGACAUGGCGCUUCUUGAGGAAACGGGCGACGAGGAAGAGCCGGAGUUGAUGAACAGCCUCCCCAAAGAGUUGACUAUGCAAGACGUGGAGCUUCUCAAAGUGGGGCGCGUUGGGCCGCUUCAGAUCGGACAAGUGGUGAAGAAACCACGGAGCAUCAACGUGGAGGAAUCGCUGAUGGAGAUGGCAGCGGCGGCGGCUUCGGUUUCCUUCAGGGAAGUCGACGUGGCAGAGGAGGAACCCAACUCUCUUCCUAGUUGUCCGUCUCCCGCCAAGGCGAGAGUGCCCGAAGCUGCCACCAGCAUCCAACAAUGCCACUUCCUCAAGAAGAUGGGCUCCAAAGGCAGCACGCCAGGGACCUUCAACCUGCCCGUCAGCCUCCAUGUCACCCCGCAAGGAGAGGUCCUCGUGGCCGACCGCGGGAACUUCCGCAUCCAAGUCUUCACCCGCAAGGGUUUCCUGAAGGAGAUCCGCCGGAGCCCGAGCGGCAUCGACAGCUUCGUGCUCAGCUUCUUGGGCGCAGACUUGCCCAACUUGACUCCUCUCUCGGUCACGAUGAACUGUCACGGCCUGAUCGGCGUCACCGACAGUUACGACAACUCGGUGAAGGUCUACACCAUCGACGGGCACUGCGUGGCCUGUCACCGGAGCCAGCUGAGCAAGCCGUGGGGCAUCACCGCCCUCCCGUCGGGGCAGUUCGUGGUAACGGACGUGGAAGGCGGAAAGCUCUGGUGCUUCACCGUCGACCGCGGGGUCGGGGUGGUGAAGUACAACUGCCUGUGCAGCGCGGUGCGGCCAAAAUUUGUGACUUGCGACGCCGAAGGGAUGAUUUACUUCACGCAGGGGCUGGGGCUCAAUCUCGAAAACCGCCAGCACGAACACCACUUGGAAGGGGGCUUCUCGAUCGGCUCGGUCGGCCCGGACGGGCAGCUCGGGAGGCAGAUCAGCCACUUCUUCUCCGAGAACGAGGACUUCCGAUGCAUCGCCGGGAUGUGCGUGGACUCUCGCGGGGACUUGAUCGUCGCCGACAGCAGCCGGAAAGAGAUCCUGCACUUCCCCAAAGGAGGCGGGUAUAAUAUCCUGAUCCGCGAGGGACUCACCUGCCCCGUUGGCAUCGCCAUCACCCCCAAGGGACAGCUCUUGGUCUUGGACUGUUGGGAUCACUGCAUCAAGAUCUACAGCUACCACUUGAGGAGGUACUCCACGCCGUAGGAAGGAGAAAAGGCGGGCCUCUUCCAGGACCGGACUUUGAGUAGUGUCCCACAUUUCAAGAAGGCUGUGCCACAAUCGUGUGUGCAGCUCAACACAAAAAGGCUGUCUCCAAACAUGGCCACGUGCGUGCAUGUGUUGUUUGUUGUUUUACGUGUCAGUACAGUAGACUCCCCGUUAACCGGAACUCAAGGAAAAAAAAAAUUAAAAUUCAUAUUUACUACCAAAGGUGGCACAGUAUGUUAAAGCGCUGAGCUUAUGGACCAAAAGGUUGCAGGUUCAAAUCCAGGGAGCUGAAUGAGCUCCCGCUGCUAGCCCCAGCUUCUGCCUACCUAGCAGUUCAAAAACAUGCAAAUGUGAGUAGAUCAAUAGGUACAACUCUGGCGGGAAGGUAAUAGCGCUCCAUGCAGUCAUGCCGGCCGCAUGACCUUGGAGGUGUCUAUGGACAAUGGCGGCUCUUUGGCUUAGAAAUGGAGAUGAGCAUCAACCCCCAGAGUUGGACACGACUGGAGUUAAUGUCAGGAGAAAACCUUUACUAAUUAAUAAUAAUAAUAAUAAUAAUAAUAAUAAUAAAAUACACUGGCUCUUUGGCUUAAAAAUGGAGAUGAGCACCAACUCCCAGAGUCGGACACGACUGGACUUAACAUCAGGAGAAAAUCUUUACCUUUAUUAAUAAUAAUAAUAAUAAUAAUAAUAAUAAUAAAAUACACUGGCUCUUUGGCUUAGAAAUAGAGAUGAGCACCAAUUCCCAGAGUCGGACACAACUGGACUUAAUGUCAGGGGAAAACCUUUACCUUUACUAAUAAAUAAUAAUAAUAAUAAUAAAAUAGACUGGCUCUUCGGCUUAGAAAUAGAGAUGAGCACCAACUCCCAGAGUCGGACACGACUGGACUUAACAUCAGGAGAAAACCUUUACCUUUACUAAUAAAUAAUAAUAAUAAAAUAGACUGGCUCUUCGGCAUAGAAAUGGAAAUGAGCACCAACUCCCAGAGUUGGACACAACUGGACUUAACGUCAGGGGAAAACCUUUACCUAUAAUACAGUUAACCUGUGUUAUUGGCUUGCUGUGAGUUUUCCAAUCUGUAUAGCCAUGUUCUAGAAGCAUUCUCUCCUGACGUUUCGCCCACAUCUCUGGCGGGCAUCCUCAGAGGUUGUGAGGUCUGUUGGAAACUAGGCAAGUGGGGUUUAUAUAUCUGUGAAAUAACGUGUCUGCUUGAGACAAGUUUGAAUGUUGCAAUUGGCCACCUUGAUUAGCACUGAAUAGCCUUGCAGUUUCAAAGCAUGGCUGCUUCCUGCCUGGGGGAAUCCUUUGUUGGGAGGUAUUAGCUGGCCCUGAUUGUUUCCUGUCUGCAAUUCCUCUGUCUUCUGAGUGUUGUUUAAUAGCUGCAAGGCUAUUCAAUGCUAAUCAAGGUGGCCAAUUGCAACAUUCACACUUGCCUCAAGCAGACAAGUGUUCAUUCUCUCACCCUGGACAGUAUUUUAAGAAAACUAAAAUCAGGAUAGUAAAUGAAGAAGAACACUAAAAAAACCCUGGAAUUCCAGACAAGAAACAAUCAGGGUGAGCUAACAUCUCCCAACAAAGGAUUCCCCCAGGCAGGAAAACAGCCAGGCUUUGAAACUGCAAGGCCAUUCAAUGCUAACCAAGGUGGACCAUUGCAGCAUUCAAAUCAGGGCGGAUUUCAAACUGUUCCCGAAUAGCAACAAAAAGACACCCAUAAUAACACAAAUUGACAACCCAACAUACAAAAACAAAUUAUGACCUAACAACUAAAAUUAAUUAAAAACGCUACCAGUUAUAUCAGUUUAUAUAUAUAUAUUUACGUGUCAGGAGCGACUUGAGAAACUGCAAGUAUUAAUAUCAAGUCAAUACUGACUUUGUACUACAUGGGAUAUAGUAUUUAUGUGUUCUUGUUUUAAAUGUAUUGAUACUGUAUUUUAUGAUGUGAGCCGCUCCAAGUCCCUCCGGGGAGAUGGGGCAGGAUACAAAAAUAAAAUUAUUAUUAUUAUUAUUAUUUAUUAGAAACACAACAAGACGAGUCCACAGCAGACACUUGGCUGGCUGUUGUAUUGGGUCACACAUCGGACACUUCCCAAGUGUCUAGGAUUAUUAUUAUUAUUAUUAUUAUAUUUUAUUUUAUUAUGACACAGCAAACAAGAUAGAUAUGCUGGAUUUCGUAUCACAAAAUCACGAGUCAAACACUUCCCAAGUGUCUAGGACUGUGUGAUGUAUUUUCGGAUGAUGCGUGCAGAUCCCAGUCGGGUGGCCUUUUGCAGUUGUCAGAUCGUGAUUUUGUCAAUGUCUAUUGUUUCCAAAUGCCAGCUGAGAUCUUUUGGCACGGCACCCAAUGCGCCAAUCACCACCGGGACCACCUGCACUGGUUUCUGCCAUAGUCUUUGAAUAAUAAUAAUUAUUAUUAUUAUUAUUAUUCAAAGACUUAUUAUUAUUAUUAGGCUUAUUUCAAUAGUAAUUCUAAGGAGUCCCCCAGUGGCGCAGUGGGUUGAACCCUUGAGCUGGCAGGACUGCUGACUUGAAGGUUGGGUUGCUGACCUGAAGGUUGUGAGUUCAAGUCCAACCCAGGGAGAGUGGAUGAGCUCCCUCUGUCAACUCCAGCUGGGGAUGUGAGAGAAGCUUCCCACAAGGAUGUUAGAAACAUCAAAACAUCCGGGCAACGCCCCUGGGCAUCGUCCUUGCAGACAGCCAAUUCUUUCACAGUUUCUCAAGUCACUCCUGACACGAAAAAAAUUAGUAAUUCUUAAGCAAGCAGAUACUAAAUUUACCUGUCGCCUAUCGUUCCCCAUGGAUGCCGGUUAACUGAGAGUCUACUGUCGGGACACACACAUCCUUCCUACCACUUUAUGUGUGCAAUACUCAAGGACUGUUUUCCUCUUCUGAGUCUUUUCACUCUGCUAGUUGGUAGCAUUGUUCCAUUAUUUUCUCCACAUUCAUCACAAUAAUAUUUCACCAUUGCACUUGCUAGACAUCGAAUCUCCUAUUUCCUGAUGGUGCCAAUAUAACCCUCACCAUGAACAUGUGUUUGUGUGUUGUUCGGCGUGAAGUAGUUUAGCGUGAGUGCAGAAACACAACAAAUAACAUCCUGGGAUAAUGCAGGAGUAAACGUUUGUUGUUCCGGGUCUGUGGGGUGGAAUCGAUCGGAAUAUUGUUUUGUUGUUGAUACCUUACCUGGUGGGAAAAAGUGUUUUGGAAGGUCAUGUUUCUUGUGGAGACUUUUUUUGCCAGUGAGAGAGAAAUGAGUAAACGAGAUCAAGUGUGACAAAU
Anolis carolinensis (green anole) is the source of this 5391-nucleotide messenger RNA. It is a transcript of the gene trim32, whose product is annotated as tripartite motif containing 32. Gene Ontology annotation, biological process: protein K48-linked ubiquitination. Gene Ontology annotation, molecular function: ubiquitin protein ligase activity; zinc ion binding; protein binding. The coding region runs from base 159 to 2117 and encodes 652 amino acids. Lineage: Eukaryota; Metazoa; Chordata; Lepidosauria; Squamata; Anolidae. The record is from RefSeq and is a predicted model, not a curated record. The transcript has 2 exons. Gene Ontology annotation, cellular component: cytoplasm.